Phlebotomus argentipes is the source of this 4094-nucleotide messenger RNA. It is a transcript of the gene Atet, whose product is annotated as ATP-binding cassette subfamily G member 4. Gene Ontology annotation, cellular component: plasma membrane. The record is from RefSeq and is a predicted model, not a curated record. Gene Ontology annotation, molecular function: ATP hydrolysis activity; ATP binding; ABC-type transporter activity. NCBI's taxonomy places the organism in Eukaryota, Metazoa, Arthropoda, Insecta, Diptera, Psychodidae. The transcript has 9 exons. The coding region runs from base 458 to 2725 and encodes 755 amino acids.
UGGCGCGGCAUCGUGUGGCUCUAUUCCGCGACGACGCGAUCUGCAGAUACUGUGGCUGCCGAAGCAGCCUGAAGUGUGUGUGUCCGGAACUCGGAGAAGCGCCUCUUUGCCCAGUUUUGGUGUCAUCCAGCUGAUUCGUGGAAGCACUCCCAAGGUGUCCCCUGAAUGCCACAAUCGCCGCGCUGUUUUUGGUGGUCAGUGUGUGAGUGGCAUAGCAAAGCAGGAUAAUAUCAUCUGCGGUGAAAAUUCUCUUCUGCGUUUCGCGACAACGACGCACAAUCCUGUGAACUCCGCAGAAGCUAAAAAAAACGCCAAAUAGUCACCUCAAACAUGUGAUUUUGGACGCAGACUCUCCGUUCAGUUGUACUUAGUUUGAUGUAAAGCUCCAAAGUGUGUUCCCGAGUGAGGAGUUAUAGUGAAAUUUAUAUUCUAAAAGCAUCAGGCGAGAGACAGAGCGAUGGCCGAGGAUCAGUCAAUUGUGGACAAGGAGGAUUCCCGCCCAAUCGAAAUCAUCCCAAUGAACUCAUCGGCCGGCGCUUCAUAUCAUCCCACACAUCAUCACAAUCAUCUUCAGAAUCCACCAGGAGGACCGCCGAUUCUCGUGGAGAACCUCAAGAAUGGCUCCCUCAAUAGUUUAUGCGACCAAAAUAAUCUCUGCAAUGGCUCAGUGGUGAACACGCCGGGACACCAACUGGUGAGGAAGGUGCACAACCAGAGUCCCAAUGGGCAGAAGAAGCCCAUGGUGACGCUGACACACUUGCCCAAUAGACCACCUGUCGAUAUUGAAUUCAACGACAUCUCUUAUUCCGUCUCCGAGGGCCGCAAGCGGGGCUUCAAGACCAUCCUCAAGGCGGUCAAUGGAAAGUUCAAGUCUGGCCUCUUGACUGCCAUCAUGGGGCCCUCGGGUGCCGGCAAGAGCACCCUAAUGAACAUCUUGGCAGGAUACAAAACUUCCCACCUAAGCGGAACUGUGAUGAUAAAUGGGAAGGAGAGGAAUCUGAGGCGUUUCCGGAAGCUCUCCUGCUACAUUAUGCAGGACGAUCGCCUGCUGCCAUACAUCACAGUGCGAGAAGCGAUGAUGAUCUCGGCAAAUUUGAAGCUGGGCAAAGACAUGACAGUGGCCGUAAAGAGGGUGGUCGUGGAGGAAAUCAUCGAGACUCUGGGCCUAGUUGAGUGCAGCAACACUCUCACGCUGAACUUGUCCGGAGGACAGCGAAAACGCCUGUCGAUCGCUCUGGAGCUGGUUAACAAUCCUCCCGUGAUGUUCUUCGACGAGCCUACAAGUGGCCUGGACAGUUCCACGUGCUUUCAGUUGAUAUCUUUGCUGAAGAACUUGGCCAGAGGCGGUAGAACCGUGGUCUGCACAAUUCAUCAGCCCUCGGCGAGGCUCUUCGAGAUGUUCGACCAUCUGUACAUGCUGGCCGAGGGUCAGUGCAUCUACAAGGGAUCCGUUCGGGGGCUGGUCCCCUUCCUGUCGGAUCUCGGAUUCGACUGUCCCAGUUACCACAACCCAGCUGACUACGUGAUGGAAGUGGCUUGCGGUGAUUAUGGUGAGUGUCUGCACAAGCUCGUGAUGGCCGUGAAAAAUGGCAAGUGUGCCAACUACAUGACUUCGUCGUCCAACGAAAAGUUAAUUGGCAACGGCAGCAAUGGCAUUGCCAAUGACAUCUCCAAGCCGCACAACUCCUCAGCCCUCCGCCCCGACGUCCAGGAGACGUCACUGACCAAGUUCCCACCCUCCAAAUCCGACUACACCGCCAUUUCGAUGCCCAGCGAGGAGGGCACCGCCAAGAGCACAGCGCCCACGACUCCGGGCGCCACAUGCACCACAUCUCUGCUCGACUCGAGCGAGAGCGUCGUGGCGCUGCCCUAUAAGGCGGGCUUUCCCACAUCCGGCUGGAUGCAGUUCUGGAUCCUCCUCAAGCGCACCUUCCUCACUAUCAUGCGCGACCAGCAAUUGACGCAUAUGAGACUGCUUUCGCACGUAAUUGUGGGCACUAUCAUCGGCAUGAUCUACUACGAUAUUGGCAAUGAGGCAUCCAAAGUCAUGAGCAACGCGGGAUGUGUCUUCUUCACAGUACUCUUCACCAUGUUCACAGCAAUGAUGCCCACUAUUCUCACAUUCCCCACUGAGAUGGCGGUUUUCGUGCGGGAACACCUCAACUACUGGUACUCACUGAAGGCGUUCUACUUCGCCAAGACCAUGGCAGACCUGCCCUUCCAAAUACUCUUCUCCAGCGUCUACGUGGGCGUCGUGUACUACCUCACGUCGCAGCCGAUGGAAUGGACGCGGGUCACGAUGUUCGUGCUCAUUUGCCUCCUCACAUCGCUCGUGGCUCAGAGUCUGGGACUGCUGAUGGGCGCCGGUCUGAGCGUGGAGCUGGGAGUGUUCCUCGGGCCCGUGUCCACUAUUCCAACAAUACUCUUUUCCGGCUUCUUCGUCAACCUGGACACCAUUCCCGGCUAUCUGCAGUGGGUGACGUACGUCAGCUAUGUUCGUUAUGGAUUUGAAGGUGCUAUGAUUGCCGUUUACGGAAUGGACCGCGAGAAGAUGCAGUGCUCAGAGAUGUAUUGCCACUUCAGGAGCCCGAAGAAAUUCCUCGAGGAGAUGUCAAUGGAGAAGGCAGAGUUCUGGAUCGACGCCACGGCGCUCAUUGGCAUAUUCAUAGCGCUGCGGAUUGUGGCAUAUUUUGUACUCCGCUGGAAAAUACAUUCCAUCCGCUAAGAAUCAAUUAAUAAUCAACAAUUUUCUUACAAAAAGUUUAACAUGCAGUAAAAUUGACUUCUCCGUGGUAUACAUUGUAGUGUGUAGAAUUGUUUACCUAUAAAUAAUCAUAGCUGAUAAAAUAUCCUGACGUAGGAGGUAAAAUAAUCACACAAAUAUCGCUGCAUUGUAGAUGACGUGAGAAGGGAUUCGGAUAUUGCUGUCCCUCUUCUCGAUAAUUACAUGUCAAGUUUGUUAUGCCGAAUGGACUGUCACGAAGGGUGGAAUCACAUCUUGUUUUGGUCAAUAUUUUAUUAGUGAGAAUUCUAUAUUUAUUGGAUAACAACUUAAGAUUGAAUUAGAGAAUACGUAUAUUUUGUACGUCACUACCUUUUGAUAUUAUAAUUAGAAUUUAGACUUGAUGGAUUUAUUCUGUAAACAUGGAUAGAGAGACAAUGCAUUAUUUAGCAGAUAUUAUUGACAAAAUAUUCAUACUAUCGAAUGCAUGAAUACUGCAGUUUUUGCAAUCAAUCGUAUAAAAUAUUUAGGGAUUGCCCUCAAGUAGUUUGAUGGAAAUUUUUGUCGCAUGAAAGUACGGAGAAUCCCAAAGUAUAUCAUGUAGACUUUUAUAUGUUCAUUUUUUGGAAAUUGCACAAAAAUGCUCCAUUGAAUAUUUCAUUCAGUGUAAUGAAGCUUUCACAAUUUAGUGACAAAAUGGAACCUAUUGUACUAUUAAACAGUGCGAUUAAGCAGUCAAAAAAUGUAUGCAAUAGAAGGUGAAAAAAAAGAAGUCAAAGAACAACGGAAAACUUAAGCAAACUUUUUCAUUAUUGUGAUAAUUACAGUAUUUAGGAGUUUUAACAUGAAUACAGCUCGAAAAAAUGAUGCAAAUACCAAACGAUAUAAAUAACCUUUUCUUCUUUCCACCAAAAAAAUGUACGUUUAGUAUAAUUGUGUAAUUUCCAUUUUUUAGAUGCUCAUUGAACAAUCUUACUCAGCCAGAAUUACGGAUAAUUUAAGCAAUAGCAUAAUACUAUAAAUUUAUUGUAAAUUUAUUUAACUUCACUCACUCCCUUUCCAUUACAAAAGGGGUUGAAUUUUAGCCAAUGAACCUUUUAAAUAUUCGCUGAGAAAAGGCAAAAACAAAAAAGUUGACGAGGCAAGAAUAAAAUCAAUUUUGUGAUAAUUAAAUAGUGAAAUAAUAGAGCAGAAGAGGGGAGAAAGUAACAAUGGAUCUCGAUAGCACACACCCUUUUGUUGUCCCCUAAAAACCCAAGUUCACGAGCGAAAAUGGAAAAUAUUCAAAUAGUGUGGUGAAAAUAGCCCAGAAAGGUUUUCAUUUGGUGAAAAAAGAUCAAUAAAUCAAGUGAGUAAAUCAUGCAUUAUUGGA